Molecule: messenger RNA, 1141 nt
Organism: Xiphophorus maculatus (southern platyfish)
Lineage: Eukaryota; Metazoa; Chordata; Actinopteri; Cyprinodontiformes; Poeciliidae
Product: interleukin-1 receptor type 2-like
Exons: 8
Coding region: 40-1128 (362 amino acids)
Molecular function (GO): interleukin-1 receptor activity
Source: RefSeq, a predicted model, not a curated record
AUCAAAGUCAUUCACACGUCGGAGUCAAUCCAGAUCACAAUGGAGAUGAACGUUCUACUGAUGCUCCUUCCUUUCCUGACAGGUGUAUUUUCACUGAGACCUAAAACAAUAUACACCAAGACAGGGGAGAUGGUGGUGCUGCGCUGCCCUCAGAAACAUGAUUCUGACACAACUAUCCUGUGGACCAACCAGACGAGACAGGGGAUGGAUGUGACCAGCAUCCUGUCAACACAGUCAGCUGUUUUGAGUCAAAUGGACAUGCUUCUACACGGACACAUCCUUGUGAUACUCAGCGCCUCUUUGAGCCACCAGGGAAAUUACUCAUGUUCAGCGAGGAAUGCCAGCAGAAGGUUCUGGUUCAGCCUGAUUGUGUACGAACCCCAGUCCAGAGAGUAUGAAGAGAGGAAUCGUUAUUCCACAACAUGCUACACACAGGAGUCCUGCACACUGUAUUGUCCUACGGCGAACAUCCCCGCUCAUGAUACUCCUAAUAUCACAGGCAGAGGAAUCACGUGGCACAAGGAGGGCGAGACAGUGUCAACACCACACGACUUCCCGAGUGCAGUGGAAAGAGACGGUGGCAUCUACAAGUGCAUCAGAUCUUUCUUGUACGACGGUCAAAUUUAUAACAUGAGCUUCUCAGUAAUGCUGGAAAUCCAGAAAAGCAAAUAUGGAAAAUCCGAGAUCAUCUCGCCACAUCAAAAUGACGUGUUCCACAUAGACUUAGGAUCAACAUUAGUGAUAGAAUGUAAAGCUGUUGCGUACUCCGACUAUGACGUGGUGUUUUGGCUAAGUGAGAAUUCAUUUGUCGAUACGGAUGAGAGCCUACCCGUUUUCUACAAUUAUUCAAGUACCAAAUAUAUAGAUGAAGUAAAUAUGACAGCCUCGUUAGUCUUCAAAGACGUGUCAGAGGAGGACCUGUUGAAGAAAUACACGUGUAAACUGGAGUCUGACCACCAACAGUCAAGCUUUAUCACCAUCUCUCUGGCUGAAAAACGUACGCCAGCUCAUCUGGUCUCGUUCUUCCCAGUCUUCUGCACUUUGGCCGUCGUUGCUGUUGUUGUGAUCAUGGUGUUGUUACUGGCGUUCCAUGUGAAAAGGUCCAAAUAUUCCAGUUGCAGAGUAUAAAAGCAUCUGUGGA